CUCUAUGCACAUGUCUCGUUCUCAGGUCGGUGUGUGUUGUUCACUGUUCACUCGACUGCGUUCGGGGUUGCGGGUUUGAAUGUGCUUUCUUUUUUACUAACCCUAACCUCAUCAUGAGUAUUCCUAGUACUUCUGAAUACCUUAACGAACUAUUGAAUGACAAAACAACCGUCUCGAAAAUGCCCAAGAUUUUUCUUCACGCAGAACGGCUACUCGAUCAAGAAAUCAACAAAGUAAGAAAUGAACUAUUCCAUGGUGCGACAAACGGUGUGGAUAACGGGACAACAUCAAUUGCUGAUCUAUCACUGCCUGCUCCGUCUGGACCCAGGGUGAAGUUAGUGGAGAAAGUUUAUGCACCAGUGAAGGAGUUCCCCAAGUUCAACUUUGUAGGCAGAGUAAUUGGUCCAAGGGGAAUGACGCUAAGAGAAAUUGAAAGUACAACAGGGUGUAAGCUGCUUGUAAGAGGAAAGGGCUCGAUGAAAGACAAAAAACUCGAAGAGGAAAAACGUGGCCAACCUAACUACGAACAUCUGGAUGAAGACCUGCAUGUGUUAAUAUCAUGCGAGGAUACAGAGGAGCGCUGCCACACCCGCCUAGAGAAGGCUGUUGAAAGGGUACAGUCACUCCUUAGGCCCGUGGAGGAAGGAGAGGAUGAGAUAAAAAAGAAGCAACUCAAGGACUUAGCUCUUCUUAAUGGAACGCUGCGCGAAUCAGGUGUCCCGGGUGUGACAGCAGUUUCUUCACUGCCAGGAUCACCAAUCCUACCUGGUGGGCUGCUCGGCAUGCCAAUACAUCCAGGCCUAGCAGGGUACCAGCUUGCGGCAAGACCUCCAGGCCUUCAUGUGCCUUCUCGUAUAUGGGGAGCCGCAUUUCCUGGAGCAUACCCUUCACCCCUCACAGGUCUUGAGUUCCCCUAUGCUGCGACACGCCCAGGCACAUUGUUAGAUUAUCAUGCAGCAUUAGAGCCAUCAAUACUUGGUAUGUAUUGCUCAGGUGCUGUCAAGCCACGUCGACCAAUCAGAGAGCAUCCCUAUCAGAGAUAAGAAUUUCCAGCAAUGGCUAGCUGGCUUGCAGUAGUUCUAUUCCUUACUCCAGAAAGAUUUUAUAUACAAAAUAUACAUUUUUACAUUUUAUAUAAAAAAAUCUCAAAUUAUAUAAUAUAUGAUAUAUACAAUAUUUUAAAAGAUAGACACAAACUCACUAAAAUGAAAUUCUUGUGUAAAUUCUAUUGUACUAAAUGUUCUAUUUUGUAAGCAUAUCCUUUUUUUUAUUUUUGACAUAUAUUUUUUAUACCUGCACUCUUAGUGAGAAUUGGUUUUAAAAAAGUGUUGUGUGAAACACAAUCUUAGUGCAAUUUAGACGUUAUUAUACAUUGAUUUGUUUUCCAUAUAAUUUAAUUAAAAUGUCAAUCACGUGACUUGAGGUAUAUAUAUCAUCCUCUUCUUGCAAGCAAUGUCAGUGAACUUUUGCUUUUCUAAAGACCGUCUAAGCUAACCCGUGCUAAGAAAGUUAACGCAUGUUUUUACGUUUCAUCUUUUUUGUCAUUAUACUCAGCACUUUACACCCUUUUGCUUCUCCUCUGUUUUUUAAAUUUAAAUUAAACUUCUAUUUUCCUGAAUUAUUUGUCGCCUUGACAGGCAACACGGCUUUUUUAUGUACAGUAUUGUCAUUUGAGAACUUGACUUUUCCUGUUGUUUACUCAAAAUGUCUUUCGUAAUUGCACUGCUUUUUCUCAUCUAAUUAGUUCAAAAUAACACACUAUAAUACCAACUUUAAUUGAACACCGGUAAGCAUAGAGUAAUUUCUAAUUCAUGUAAUGUGUUCCUCCAUCCAGCAUAAAAUGGCUAACAACAGGAGCUUAACCCAAGCGUUGCCGUGACAGAGUCUGACUUAGCUCUACACAAACUAAUCCUGCUAUGUGACCAUCAUAACUAGACUAGAAACGGCAUUUAGGCUACAUCAGUAACAAUGACUUCAUAACUACACUUCGAUCUAGACCAUGUAUGAUUACUUUCACCCAGGGGACUGGGAAUUAGCACUAGAACAAGGUUGUGAAAUGGCGGGAGAUGGCGCAUGGGUGUUAGAUGUGUUGAUGCUUGUUUUCCCGCCAAAAUCCACUAAGUGUAUGGUGCGAAAUUUGGUCAGUCCCUCGCGAUGGAAUAAUUUAUAAUUAUUUUUGUUGUAACUUCAGGACUGGAAAUAUAUUGCUAGAUGCCUAUAAAACCAUUAUUGGGGUUUUCUCCUGUUUUUGCAUAGAAUUGGUAUUGGCUUCUAUGUUUUUACUCGCAUAGAUGAAUUAUUUUAGUUGUUAUAUAUUUGCUGACUACUUUUCACGUCUUUAUUGCUUGUAACUCUCAUUAAACUAAGAAAUCUAACGGCACAUCUAACCGUAAAUACCCUUAUUCCCUUAUAAGGUCUUCAUAAGUACCUAUGCCUUGUAUGGUCUGAUUGACAACUGAUUCGCUUACUGUAUAAAAAAAAAAGUUUAAGGACGCGUGUUAAGAUUACGUUUUGUAUCCAAUUGCCAGGAAUAUAUUUCUUUAUUAUGAAAAAAGAUGAUUGUCUAUAGCUAUGAAAUGUAAUAUAUUAUUUGAUGGAUUUAAUACUCGGUGCUUUAUCUACAAACGGCUGUUAGUAGAGUGGAUAUGAUUGCACCUGUUUGAUUUUUUAGGUUUUGAAAGUGAUUUUUGUCAAGUUAUAUAGUUCCUAACCCAUAACGCAAUGCAGGCUUAGUGAUUGCUUGUUCGAUGAUUUUUACAUUGGUGUUACGAUUACUGCAGAAGUGAUUAAAGCCGCAUUGUCACCAGUUUACUUCCGGUGGAUUACCUAACAAUAUCCGAUGAUUUUUAAACGGAAAACGCGAAAAAUAUUUCAAAAUAUUGGAAGAAGUGUGUCUAUUGGAAGUUUCUUUGAGGAUAUGAUUGAUAAUUUAGAGCGGAUGGCCUGUUAAAUAUCUCGGAUUUUAAUAGAUUCUUUUGUCUUUUAACGGUUAAGGUUUCCGUCGGACCUCCGGAAGUAAACUGGUGACAAUGCGGCUUUAACUUUGCUAUCAAUCUAAUUGUGCUCUCUAAGCCUGCAAAGCAUGGUGGGUUAUAGUUUCAGAUGGACAUUUCAACAGCGUGUGACGUAAACAGCGCCAGUGUUGUUGUGUGCUGGCGACGCGUUCAAAAUCCCACUUGUCUCGUCCCCGUUUUACUACUUUCUCGGUCUCUCGAUAUUAGGCAAUGCUGGCGUUGUUUACUUUCGCUUAAAGAAAAUCUUAAUAAUUCAAUCAUCCCCCCCCCCUGAGUCUAUCAGAAUGUACUUUUUUUUGUCUCUGGAAUGAUUUAAUUCAUUAUGACUUUUAAAGUAUUAGAGGCAUUAUUUUAGUUGUAUGUAAUUAUAUUGCCAGGACUCGGUUUUUAGACCUCGCACAGUCAAAAGCUAGGAACCCGAGCCUUGUGCUGGUCUACUUUGUCGUGAUCGAAAAUGAUUGAUGUGAAAAAAAUAAAGAACCUAAAUUUGUA
Messenger RNA from Nematostella vectensis (starlet sea anemone), 3506 nucleotides. RefSeq names its product protein quaking. The record is from RefSeq and is a predicted model, not a curated record. Gene Ontology annotation, cellular component: nucleus. The coding region runs from base 114 to 1043 and encodes 309 amino acids. Gene Ontology annotation, molecular function: mRNA binding. Gene Ontology annotation, biological process: regulation of mRNA splicing, via spliceosome. NCBI's taxonomy places the organism in Eukaryota, Metazoa, Cnidaria, Anthozoa, Actiniaria, Edwardsiidae. The transcript has 10 exons.